Molecule: messenger RNA, 1690 nt
Organism: Solanum dulcamara
Lineage: Eukaryota; Viridiplantae; Streptophyta; Magnoliopsida; Solanales; Solanaceae
Exons: 5
Coding region: 672-1322 (216 amino acids)
Source: RefSeq, a predicted model, not a curated record
UUUUUCUUAUUGAUUGGAUCCAAAUAAUUUGGCAUUGAACUUUGGCAGUUCUGCUAUUGUUGAGGAUUGUAUUUUUUUUCCGCCGUUCUGCUAUUGUUGAAGAUUGUAUGUGGUGCCACUAUUGAUUUCAUGACCAUGUCCAAUUAGAUGUAUGUCUGUUUGGAAUCUAAUAUGUGAGGCCAAUUUUGAAACUUUUUACUUUCUUAAAGCAAAGCUAUUUGAUUCAGUUGUGCUCAGUAUCAAGUCAUCAACCAAAGUGCUGGCAUAUGGCUUGUGAAGGCUUCUAGUAUCGCAAUCACAGGGCAAAUUGGCUGUCUCUUUGUUUUCGUUUUCCAUGUAGAGAUAUGUGGGAUGGCACAUCAGGAAGAAUAUGUUGUUGUUUGCUUAAAUACUAAUUCCAUCAUAUGUUACUUCUUGGUUACAUCCAUCUGUCUUUUUACAAAUUUAUCAAAAGCUUACGUGGAAGUGCAUUUUGGAACUUUAAAUGCCUGAAGAUGGUUUCUAAUUUACCUUAUGCAUUGGAAUUUGGGAGGACAUGUUUUGAUAAAAUUACACCUUUAGUUGGUCCAUGUUUAUUUAUGUCCUUCCUAUUCUGAUUGCAUAAUUUUGUUCGGCAUCGUCUUAGGAGCCAUAAGGCCGAAGCUGCUAUUGGGAAGCACAGGCAAUCAUAGAUGAGCACCCAAGACAGCAGGGCACUUCCGAUUAGGUAUACAAGGAAUCACUCAAGAAGGAAGACGUUACUGGAUGUAGAUCUAAACGUUGCACCCCCAUCUGAUAUUAGGGAUCAGGAAGGACCUUCAAGUCAUGUUGUUCCUGGGGUUGUGCCACCUGUACAAAGAGGUGCUUCUUCGACACCUGCCCCAAUUGAUGUUGAGGCACUUGAUGAUGAUGUGGUGAUAAUAUCUUCCCCAAGGGCACUUGCAGAAGCAAAAAAUAGCAACAUCAGGACUCUUGGACAGAUUAUCCUUGUUGAUGAGGAUUCUGAGGAUCAUUUGCCGAAGUUUAACAGUCGCAACAAGCGCAGAAGAGUCUCAACAAAUCAGUCAGCAUCAAUUGGUGACAUUUACAUAAACCUAGAAGCAAAUAGCAGCUUAAAGGCAGUCACUGCAGAGAGUGCAAUACCACCAAAGCCAAUUCAACCCACAUUUAGCUGUCCAGUAUGCAUGGGAACCUUAGUUGAGGAGAUGUCAACGAAAUGUGGUCACAUCUUCUGCAAGGCUUGCAUCAAGGCUUCCAUAGCUGCUCAAGGUAAAUGUCCUACUUGUAGGAGGAAAAUUGCCAUGAAAGACACAAUACGGGUGUAUCUUCCUGCCGCAAGUUGAGAUAAUAGAGGGGGCGGCCACCAUUUUAUUUGGCCUACGGAGGAAUUACCUGUAGAGGCUUCUUGUUAAACUACAUGGAUUGAGGAAAUAUUGGAGGUUUCGGGAGAGGCAUUGUUGGGUGGAAGUAUAAUUGCUGUUCAUUGUUAGACUGGAUAUUUUGGAUGUAGCUAAUAUCGUGCUUUUUUCUUCGCUUUCAAAAACUAGCUAGUGGAAACUAUGAAGUUCUUGAACUUCUGUUUUUUACAUUCUAGCUCUUGUUUACUUGACUUAUUAUCAGUUCCGGAAUUAUUGUUCAGUCCUUGUGGAAAAAACUGUGAAUGGGAAAAAUGAAAAAAGAUUGGUUAGAAACCAUGGUAUUUGAGGGUAAA